This is a messenger RNA of Piliocolobus tephrosceles (Ugandan red Colobus), 3774 nucleotides long. Its product is annotated as ras-related protein Rab-40C. The transcript is spliced from 3 exons. NCBI's taxonomy places the organism in Eukaryota, Metazoa, Chordata, Mammalia, Primates, Cercopithecidae. The record is from RefSeq and is a predicted model, not a curated record. Bases 2060 to 2467 code for a protein of 135 amino acids. Gene Ontology annotation, molecular function: GTP binding; GTPase activity.
GAGACGAUUGUCACCAUGUUGGCCAGGCUGGUCUAGAACUCCUGACCUCAGGUGAUCCACCCACUUCAGCCUCCCAAAGUGCUGGGAUUACAGGCCUGAGCCACCGUGCCUGGCCUCAGAGAGUGUUUCGGAUUUACAUUUUCAGGAAAGGGGGAGACAGCGGCUCACCACUAUCCCCGCUUCCAGGCAGCCUCGGAAACCGAGGAGGAAACAUCACACCUUUGGUGCUUCCCAUCCCUGGAGGGAGGGGCCUCAGGAACUUCACAGCCAGGGCUCAAGUCUGGGCACAGUGACCUCUGGGCAGAAGAGGCUCUCCCUGACCUGCCAGGUUGAUUCCAGGUCAGUUAAUGCCUGGGGAACUUGGCAAGACGCCAUCUCUACAAAAAAUACAGAAGUCAGCCGGGCAUGGGGGCACCUAUAGUCCCAGCUACUCGGGAGGCUGAGGCUGGAGGAUCGCUUGUGCCAGGGAGAUAGAGGCUGCAGUGAGCCGAGAUCGCGCCACUGCACUGCAGCCUGGACGACAGAGGGGGCCCUGUUUCAAAAAAGAAAAAACUGGUGUGCCCAUGUGGUCGCCGCUUAGUCAAGGCCGUGUCUUCAGCUCUGGGGGGGCGGGAGGUCACUGGAGGUGUGGGGCCGCCCGUCCUGGCGUCCCUCUGGGUGAACAGCACCUGCUCCCGGAGGCACAACCCGGGUCGGGGUCCCUCGGGAGGAGGGUUCUUGCCGGGCUCUGCUCCUCGCCGGCCGGGCAGAGGUGACCGGCUCCGCACCCGGUCUGGAGAGGGCUGCGCUGGGUCGACGCUGACGUUACUGCUUUUACUUACUACUGUAACAGCGUUACUGAGCGCAGAGCACGUAUCACAAAGCUCACCCGUUCCGAGAGUCACUGACGUUUAGUAACUUCACCGAGAGUGGCAGACCAUCCCCACGACUGUAGGACCUGUUCAUCACCCCAGAAAGAACCACGUGCCCACUCAACUCCCGACCCCACGCCGGGGCCCGGGAACGCGGCCGCCUCGCUCGCCCACGCACCUGCGGCUGCCGGGCCCUGCCGGGCCCAGCGCUCGGCGGCGCCCCCGGGAAGACUGCGGUCCGGGCCCUGGGUCCCCGUCCAGAGGCGCCGCUGCCGCGGUGAGCACGUCAGGCCGGGUCUUGAGCUCGCGCCGGCCGCGCUCCCCGCCUCUCGAGCUGUGGCGGCCGCGUCCCCGGGCGGAAGGCUCAAGCUCGGUGACGCCGCGGGGUCCCAAAACCUCACCGCCUUCGCUGACUCAGUGGCGACCCAAGGGUCCGCCCCGCCGCCGCCGGACGGAAGUCCCGCCCCCGCCCCGGAAAGGAAGUUCCGCCCCGCCGAGCGCCGAUUGGCCGCACCGCCUUGGGGAGGACGCGCCCAGGACUACCCCACCGCCUCCGCCGAGGUUUCUGCGGUAGCAGGCGGCAAAGCCUGCGAAGGGCUUUCGUUUCCAAGACUCAGCCGCCUCGCCACUGCCCGAGCGCGGCUGCAUCCCGCCGUCCGUCCACGCGUUGAAGGGGCGGCUCCAACCUGGACUUCCGAGCCCCUGAUUGGCGAGCGUGCAGGAAAGGGGCGGGGUUAGCAGAGCCGUGAUGGACGUGCAAGCGGCCCAAUGGCGCCGGCCGGCGAGGGGGCGGUCGAGGACAACGGCGUUGUGGGCCGGGGGCGGGGCAGCCGGUGGCUCUGGGAUUUCUCUGGGAGGCAGCCGCAGGGAACGGAAUGAACCUGGUGAACUUGUAAUUGAAUCAAUGGUUCCGGGAAAGCAGGAGGCGAGUGGCCAAUGGCGACGGCGAUGAGGCAGGCGUCCGCUGUCUCCGCAACGCCGUGUGGGAAAGGGAGGGGCGGUCAUGACAGACGGGCGAACAGGCCAAUGGCUGAGGGAAAGAGAGCGGCGAGCGACCUAUGGUGACGACGGGAAGGCAGGGCGGGGCGUCGAAGAGGCGGUGCGACAGGAGGCCUCGGGGCGCCGUGUAGGACGCGGUGAAGGCGGGGCAACCGUGACGGACGGGCGGAUGGGCCAAUGGGUUUGGGAGGGCGGGCGAAGGGUGGCCAAUGGCGGCGGCGCGGCCGGGGGCGGGGCAGCGCGGCGGCGCUGGUGGUGCGGGAAGCGGCGGGGCGGUGGCGAUCCUGAGGCGGCCGGCGCGGGGCGCGGGCGGCGCGGCCAUGGGCUCGCAGGGCAGCCCGGUGAAGAGCUACGACUACCUGCUCAAGUUCCUGCUGGUGGGCGACAGCGACGUGGGCAAGGGCGAGAUCCUGGAGAGCCUGCAGGACGGCGCGGCCGAGUCCCCCUACGCCUACAGUAACGGUGCCCUCUGUGUUUCCAGCUUCCACGUUUCUGCAGGUCUCUCCGCGGGGCGGUGGAUGCCGGUGGCAGGGAGGCCCCUUCUGUGCAGGGCUGGCUGCUGCAGCAUGGCCCAGAGCUCCUUCAGCUCACACCAGAUCACUUACUUGCCUGUCUAGCACGUUCCUCAGACAGGUGUGUGAGCGUACGUUGCUCUCUCCAGCUUCACAAACAAAUGAGUCAUCAAAGUGACCUUUUUCUUAGUACUGGCACCUGAGGCAGUGGCGUGUGACUGCACGCCCAGCACCUGUGGAGCCCCUGUGAGCUCCUCCAUGUCCCCUAAUGCGGGUGUGCGCUGGCUUUCUGGGUCUCUACGUCUGGAAAGGUUUUCCUUUCUUUGACACCCAGCAGUGAUCUUCGGGAGUGCUUCAUGCUCUCCUCAGGACCAAACAGAGCCCUUUGCAUAGAGUGCCUCUGAGUGAUGGUGGUGAGUUACCCAGCAGGAAUUACGCUUCAUCCGGGAGUGUGGGUGGCGCACGGUGGGGAGGAGGCAGCUUCAGUUUGGGAGCGAACCUGCAGUCAGGCUCCAGGGUGUGGGCCAGGGUGGUGGGCCCAUGUUGGCCCUGAGGAACCACCCUCAUGGGGUGCACACCCCUCCCCCAAGCCCAGGAAGCAUCCUGCUGUGGCCAGGCCCGCUCCUGCUCUGUGAAGGGCAUGGAAGGUCCUGGAUUAAGGCAGUUCCUCCCUCUGUACCUUGUCCCCUACAAACCUUCCUGGGAGCGCGUUUGCCUCCAGCCACGUUUGUCAGGGUUUGUGUGCCCAGAUCCUGGAAGACUUCAGAAGGGGUUAAUCCUCUUGACUUUAUUUCUCUCUCUGCUCCUUUGGGAGUCAGUGUUGGUGGAAGCUGCUGAGUGACACUCCAGUCCUUUGAGCCCGGCAAGUGGUGAGGAGAAAUGGAGGGAGGCAGUUGUGGACAUAGCAAGGCUAACAUCGCAGUUUGCUGUGGACGUUGGGGUCUGAUGGCCACUGAGAUGUCUGCGGGGCCACACUCUGCCUGCUGUGCCCAUGGGAGCGAGGGCACCCUGUGUGGGAGUCCCAGCUUCUUCGGCAUCACAACUCCCUGAGAUUUCUCCAAACAAUUACAAACGUUUCUUCUCAUCUGACUUGACAUUCACGGCUCCAAAGUGGCCAAUUCCAGGGGAAACUAUCUUCAGAGGCUCCUCUGUGUUUCACUGUCCUGAGUGAAAACCACGUGUGUGUUGUCGGCUGCUUAUCCCCAGGGCUCGCUGAGGCUUUUGCGGGAGGUUCUAGCUGUGUGUCUUUAGGUGACUGGACAGCCGUGCAUGGCUUCCCUGUGCCUGCUGUUGGUGUUGGGCACCACUGCAGCCAGGAGUCCCUUCUCUUCCCCUGCACUUGAUUGGGUUUUGCUCGUUUUCUUUUUUUUCUUUUUUGAGAUGGGGUCUUACUUGUACCCCAGGCUGGAGUG